Molecule: messenger RNA, 5368 nt
Organism: Megachile rotundata (alfalfa leafcutting bee)
Lineage: Eukaryota; Metazoa; Arthropoda; Insecta; Hymenoptera; Megachilidae
Gene: Tmf
Product: TATA element modulatory factor
Cellular component (GO): Golgi apparatus; endoplasmic reticulum
Source: RefSeq, a predicted model, not a curated record
GAAAUGUGUGGUGUUGUUAUAUUUUUGCGAGUCAAAUCGCUGCCACUACUACUUGCCGUCGUCAACAAUUAAAUAUGUUCUGUCUAUACAAAUUUUGUUAGUUUCUUGAUGUUAAUAUUUCAUUUAAUUGGAGUUACAUGUACAUCAGUGAAUAGUAAAGUCACUUUAUUUCCAAUAACUUUGUGGAUGCAUAACUUUUCGAAGAUUUUUUAAAUACAAUUCAUAAAUAUUGUCACAGGUAACUUAACCUCUUCAAACGUCACAUAAUUUAUUCCGUUGUGGAAUCAAUUUUUUUGUCCACCUUCGAGAUGACAUAUAAUAUACAAUAAAGAAUGAGCUGGUUUGAUGCCACUGGCUUUGCCAAUUUGGCUAUGACAGCUUUAAAGGAAGCUCAGAAAACGAUUGAUAAAGCAUUAGAUAUAAAAGAUGAAGAUCAAAAACCAGUAGAAACACAUAAGGAAGAUACAUCUGAUUUUUUUGCAUCCUGGGGAUUAAAGAAGGAAGAAGAUGUUGUUCACCGUGACAAAAGCAAAGAUUCUAAACAAGAUGCCACAAAUAGUAUAUGGGGCAGCUUUACUGGAUCAUUUUUUGAAUCACCAAAAUUUGGUGAAGAGGGACGCGAUGCAAAAGGUAUUAUUCAUUCAAAAUCUUUGCAAACCACUCCAACUGAAAGUGAUAAAACAAAGAUGCAAAAAUUUGCAUCCUCUUUAUCCCUAUCGGAGGACUACAAAGAUAAGAAAUUAAGUCCAUCGAAAAAUACUAAACGUAUAAAAGAUUGCAAGGAAAAAUCUGGAAGUGAUACAAGUUAUGAUAUUCCUAGUCAAGAUAUUGCUUCUGCAUCCACUUCUAAUGUAUUGGUGCCAUUAGUUCCAUCUGGCACAGUUAUUCCAGCAGAUACAGCUUCCAGUAAUGAUGAGAAACUUGAAGAUUGUCUGACAAGUUCUACAGAAAAAUUAGCCAAUGUAGUUGAAUCUUGUUUAGAUGAAAAUGAUACAAUUUCUAAAAAUGAUCAGGAUGAGAAGUCAGAGUGUGAGAAGAAAGAAGUUUCUGAACAUAAUUCUAAUUCUGAAAGUUCUUCAUCUAUCAAAUUAUCUUUUUUAUCUCCUGGGAGUGAUAAGAAAAGUUUGGAAAAUGUUGAGAUUCUUGGUUCUCGAUCUAAUACCAAUUGUACUACUACUCCUGAGUCAGAACGUAGUUCUCUUAGUAAUUUAGCAAGUCCUUCAACCAUGGGUACUAAGGUCAAUUCUGAAUCAGUUGAAGUAUUGCCAGAUAGUUUAGUUACAUCUCCAAGUUCUGUGGAAAUUUUAGGAGAGUGGAAAAGUGAUAGCAGUCCUUAUAUAUCUCCAGUAGAAUCAGGACAUUCUGAAUUGCCAUAUGAAUUAGACAGGGAUGACACAAUUACUCCUUGUUGGGAAGAUAUUAAUGUUGCACAGAUUGCAAGCAAGAAUAAUCAGACAAAUGCAUCAUCUCCCAAUGUUUCUUCAUAUGACUCUCCAGUGGAUGAGGCCAAAACACCAUGUAACAAUUUGAGUACAAACAUUAUAGGCAAUACAUCAGCAGGUGCAUAUUCAGAUGCACACUCUAAUAAAACAGUAUCUACUGAACAUAUUCCAAUGGACACUUCAACAGAGAAUAUAGAAGCAACACACGAUACGAAUGAGCCAGAUGAAGUUAGUUUAGCAGAAGAUUCCUACACUUCGGCUUCGGAGACUACCGUCAUGACGAUAUUAGAAACAUUUCAACAAAAAGAGCAAAUCAAGAGUAAGAUGGAUAUACCUAUUAAUGCAUCUUCAAGCGGACAAAUGCAUGAUUUGUGUUCAGAUGGAAAGCAAAUGUUGAAGAAAGGAAGUAUGGACGCCUCUUCGAAUUUGAAUUUAAAUUUGGACUCAAUGAAUGAGAAACAUAAUUUACAUUUGCCAAUAGAAGCAAUCACAACGCAACCGAUUCGGAAACCAGAAUACUUUGAUGGGAGUAAUAAAAAAUCCGAAACCGAUUUGAGUAGCUUUGAUCGAUUGAUAAACGCUACUAUAGAACCAGCGGAACCUGAACGGUAUUCUAGCGAUGAAGCUGCGCAUCCAUUUAAAUCCGAUACAUUAGAUAUUACUGAUCAGCAUUUAAUAUCAACGGACUCAAGUUGUGAAGGAACUUUAAUAGAGAGUAGUUCGGAAGACAAUCCACAGUUGAUUCAUAAAUCGGAAGAGAAAAUUUUAGAGGUUCCAUUAAGUGCUAGUUCCUAUGUAAAAACAAUGUUAGCGGAUGCGAUGAUCGAAAAGAGGGAAAUCAUAGAGAUGGAAGGACAAACCUCAGAUAUGCCUAGAGAAAAUUCACCUAUUUCGUCAGAAAGUCGGUCUGAUUUAGUUAAAAUUGGUUCGGAUCAAACCAGCGGUCAUACCAGUGGAGACGAAUUAGAAACUACAACCUCUAGCGAUAUUGAAAUUAUAUCCAGUCCAAACGGCGAUUCAAGUUCGACACAGUCUCGUCAAAGCUUGGCAAAGUUAUCAAAAGGUGUGGAUCUCCUAACGAAAACCUUAAAAACCAGAGGACAUUCCAGGGAACUGAGCGAAAUUAGCGUUGGAUCUGACGAGGCAAAUGUUGAGAUAGAAAAGUUAUUAAAACGUAUACAAGAAAUGACUGAAAUAUUAGAAGCCCGAGAAUCAAAGCUUAUCGAUGUCAGUAGAAUAAACGUUGAAUUGCAAGAGCAAAACAAUAAUUUAAAAAAGCAGUUGGAUAAUUUUGAAAAAAAUGCAGAACAGAAUCAAAAUUUGAAUCAAAUCACUGAUGAAUACACUCAACGAUUAUCCGCCUUAGAAAGAAAAUUUCAACAAGCAAUACGAGAACGAGACUCUCUUAGGAAAAAUUUGGAACAGUUAAAAGUGGAAGCAGCUACUCGUUUGUCCUCCCAAGAAAUGUUUACUUUGAGCGCCGAGAAAGACGAAAUUAUUAAGGAACUUAGAGAGGAAGGAGAAAAAUUAAGCAAACAACAACUUCAACACAGUAAUAUCAUUAAAAAAUUGCGAGUUAAAGAGAAAGAAAACGAUGCUUUAAUAAAAAGUCAAAAAGAGCAAAUAGAAGAACAGACCUCAGAAUUAGAGCGCUUAAAAAGAUCACUGCACGCGAAGGAAGAGGUUGAGCGAUCUCAAAUAGAAGCUGUCCAUACAUUAACAGCAAAAACGAAGAAGCAAGAAAAAGAAAUAUUAACACUGCAAGAAAAAUUAGAUAGUACUUUGCAUAAGAUGGAUGCAUAUAAGACAAGUUUGGACGCUGCAAAAAUAGACUUGACCGAAACGAAAAAAAUUUUAGCAGCAACUGAAGCGGAAUUAAAGGAGGUAGCGAAUAGCGCUGGAGAAUCAUGUCAACUUCUUGCGCAAGUAGAAGAGCUGAAGAUUAAAUUACGGGAAUCCGAGGAAACGCAUGUCAAGAAAGAAGAAUUUCUUAAGCACGAAAACAGCGAGUUAUUAAAACGCUUAGAAGCUGCUGAAGCUAGAAGCGAAGAAUUAUCAGAAUCUGUAUCGACGGCUACGAAACCAUUGCUAAGACAAUUGGAACAACUUCAAGCAAAUUUAUUACAUAAAACUAAUAAUUUUAUGAAACAAGAGAAAGCAUUGUCAGACAAAAAUAUCGAGUUACAAACAAAAGUGGAAAAUUUAACCGAAGCUGAUCGUUAUCUGAAGGAAGAAAAUGUUAAUUUAAAGUCUAAAAUAUCUCAGUUGGAAUCAAAACUUGUUACCAAAGAGAACGAAAAGACUCGUCUACAAGAACUGUGCGACGAGCUGACGGCUCAGAAAGAAAAGCUAACUGAAGAAAAGUUUGGACUUCAGCAAAAGAUAGAAACUCUCGAACAGUCUUAUUCUUCACAAAUAACCGAGUUGAAGAGAGAAAUUGUCGCGUUAGAAAAUAAAUUAGCUAUAGAAAAAGCAGCCACCGAUGCAGAAAGGAGGAAAAAUCAUGCAAUAUCAGAGCAGCAACAAAGUAUUGAAGACAACGAACCAUUUAACCCUAUUGCUAGCACGGAGCAAGACUCUGUGAAUGUUAUAAACAGUAUUUGGCCGCUGCACGACUCUAUUGCUGAAGAUAACAGCGAAACGUAUACAAUGAAUUUCGAUAGUAUUAGAACAGGAUCGGGUAAUACUUCUAUAUUUGAGAACUUACAAGCUCAAUUGAAGCAGAAAGAUGGUGAAAUACAACAACUCCAAUGGGAAUUAUCACGACGUAAUGUAGAAAGGGAUGCUUUGAAUACGGAAUUAUCUACGUUAACCUUAAAGAUCGAAGAAUUAAAUACUAAAGUAAUAGACGUUGCAGUUUUAAACGAAAGUUUGCACGAAAUACAGACAAGGUACGAUGCAUUGUUACAAAUGUAUGGAGAAAAAAUGGAGGAAAAUCAAGAAUUGCGUUUGGAUCUUGAAGAUAUCAAAGAAAUGUAUAAAACACAGAUCGAUCAGCUCUUGAAAAGAGAUACUUGAAAUUGUCCUUUCAAGUUAAAUUUACUGGUUGAUCAAAUACAAUAGGCGUGUUAGAAUCAUAAAAAUAUCAGCAAUUUAAAAAUCUGUAGGAUCAGACGAGGGUAGAUAUUUGUUCCAUCUUCAUCAAUGAAAUUGCCCAGGCUAGAAGACAGUAAAUUGAAAAGACUGAUGGAAAAUUCUGUAAAUUAUGUAGGAUUAAGGGUUAUCAUUCACUGAAAGGAAAUUAAAUUUUAUCUGCUGCUUGCUGUUCUUUUGACAAAUCGAAGCUCUUAUUUAAAUGAUUUGACAAACAAGUCUAUCUCGAUAACUGAUAAUUCGUAACUGUAUUCGAUAAUUUCACAUCCUAACACUUAGUUUUAUGUAAAAUUACAAAGUAUGCAAUGUAAAAUUUUGCAUUGCCAUUUAACACUAUCAUAACAGGGUGGAUAGUUCUUCGAUGAACAGUUGUCGAAAUCAAUCUUUGUGCUGGGACAUGUGUUUGCACGUAUACUGUAUAUUGUAUACUGUAUACAAGUAGAAUAAGAUAAGCCACGUGAUACAAAGUGUAAUAUAAAGUUUUCGAUAUUGUAAUAUAGAAUUGAAGUACAAUGUGAUUUAUUAAAAAAUUACAUUUGUUCGUUUACUGAGAGUUUUAUUCUAUGUAAGGUGUGAUGAUUCUUUUAGAGUAGUGAUUAAAACGUGAGAAAGAGGGGAAGGAUUUUGAAUAUAACAUUGUAUGAAUAUUGGAAAAAAAUUCGGGUAAAAUAAUGUAAAAGUAAUUGAAAAAUUAUCUAAGAAUUUUGGUUAAAGAGGAGAGGAAACAAUUAAUAGUACAGUAAAAAGAGGUGUGCGGUAAAUGAAUCGCAGACAAGAAUGCUUUUCAAAAGUGUAAUUAAACCGAAGGGAAUACAUCUUUCUUCAUAGUUUUA